GUGCGUGUGGAGUCCUAACGACGUUUGCAUUAGCGUCGGUUGGAAAGCAGAAUAACAACAGCAACAACAACAGCUAAGGAACAGCCAUGUCCAGUCAUUCCGGUACAAUAGGCCGCAAACGCGGUGGCAGCAGUGGCAGCGAAUAUUAUUUUAAUGGAGGCGAACAAAUGCGGCGGCAGCGCUCAGCCGAAUGGCAUAGCCGUCAUGGAUACAGCAGCAGUGAGGAUGAGUAUCAAAAUACGGGCCAAGCAUCUGCGUUUGAUACCCAACUGCUGGCACAGCUGCUGCUGCAAAGUCAGCAAUUGGCAAAUAUGGAUCGCUAUGGCUCUGAUUGUGACAAUGAAGAGAUUCCUGCUUCACUAUUAAGUGACUAUACAAGUACGAAUCGCGAGAACAGUAACGUACACCUAUUAAAUCAACAACUGCAACAAAGUACCGGGCUUUGUUCGCCAAUGAAACAACAGACUGCAGCAAUUGCAACAACUGCAAUGCUAACUACAACAACAACUGCCAAUAGUAAAUAUCAAACAAAUGCCAAUCUAGGACUUAUACCCUCCAAUACUCGGAGUACAAAUCCAUUUCUUAAUACAAAAUAUGAUUCACAAUCGAAUUCGGACUCAUUGAGUGAGCAUUUAUCAUACUCGGGUAGUGCAGCUAUGCUGGAUCGUCUACAAGCAGCCAGCGACUUCAAUGCAUCAAACGCCGCAACAACACUGAACUCUGCUUAUCUAAUGCCAAACAGCACAACUGCAGGCAGUUUAACACCAACCAUACGCGAAACCACAGCACGUACCCAUCGCUCUAAAAGCGGUCGCACUCUUAAUCGUGCCAGCGGUAUGACAUCAUCUAGUAGUGGCACAUCAUCAACCGGUAACGCGUCCUCAUCGACGGCUGCAGUAGCUUCCGCCGUUGCUGCUGCUAUUGCUAGUCGUACCGAACGCGAAAAGCUCAAAUUACAGCAAAUUCAAAUGGAACUACGCGAAUUCGCACAGUCUACAGCAGAAAGCUCCGGAGCUUCAGCUUUGGGUGUCGCAGAUUUAGACGAAUUCGGUGGCAUACCGUCUGGUGGUGAGUCCGAACCACCACCAGAGCCAGCUCCGCCGGAAAUUCCGCCGCGUACACAGUCGCUGUUAUUAUCGUUUCGUAAACAUUCGGACUACAAACUUAAAUACGAAGAAAAAGGGGACCAAAAACAUGAGGAAUUUAUUCCAACAAGUCAAUUACAACAACAAUAUCAAAAGGAUUUCUUAACUACUGAAAACUCGCGAUCAAGUGAGAGUCAAUCAAAGUCAAUUGCUUCCAGUGAUUCUCAGAGUCAACAAGGGAAUCAUAAUUUCUAA
Messenger RNA from Teleopsis dalmanni, 1340 nucleotides. RefSeq names its product sericin 1-like. The record is from RefSeq and is a predicted model, not a curated record. The transcript has 4 exons. NCBI's taxonomy places the organism in Eukaryota, Metazoa, Arthropoda, Insecta, Diptera, Diopsidae. The coding region runs from base 87 to 1340 and encodes 417 amino acids.